CAACCUCCGAGAAACACUAACCCUGGAAACUCACUUUUUUUGUUUUCUGAAAAAACAGAGACACAGACAGAGACAGAGAGAGAGAGGCUUUGGUCGUGUUGUUGUGUCGGCAUGGACAAUGUUCUUCAUAAGCUUCGGAAACUGGAUGCGUAUCCCAAAAUCAAUGAAGAUUUUUACAGCCGUACUUUCUCCGGUGGCCUUAUAACUCUCGUCUCCUUCAUUGUCAUCUUCUUACUCUUCUUCUCCGAGCUCAGAUUAUACCUCCACACUGUUUCCGAAUCAAAGCUUGUGGUUGAUACUUCAAGAGGAGAAACCCUUCAUAUCAAUUUUGAUGUCACCUUUCCAGCUGUUCCAUGUUCAUUACUCAGUCUUGAUGCCAUGGACAUAAGUGGAGAGCAACACCUUGAUAUAAGACAUGAUAUUUUCAAGAAAAGAAUCGAUGCUCAUAGUAAUGUAAUAGAAGUUAAGCAGGAUGGGAUUGGUGCACCAAAGAUUGAGAAGCCCUUACAGAAACAUGGUGGCAGGCUUGAACACAAUGAAGAAUAUUGUGGCUCUUGUUUUGGUGCAGAAACGUCAGAUGAUCACUGCUGUAAUUCAUGUGAAGAAGUUCGUGAUGCAUAUAGGAAAAAAGGUUGGGCACUAACGAAUAUGGAUCUGAUAGACCAGUGCAAACGGGAAGGUUUUAUCCAAAAGAUAAAAGAUGAAGAAGGUGAAGGAUGUAAUAUUCAUGGAUCACUUGAAGUUAAUAAAGUGGCUGGAAAUUUUCAUUUUGCCCUUGGGAAAAGCUUUCACCAGUCAAAUGUUCAUGUGCAUAAUUUGCUGGCCUUGGAAAAGGAUAUUUAUAAUAUAAGUCACAGAAUCAACAAGUUAGCUUUUGGUAACUACUUCCCUGGCUUAGUCAAUCCCCUUGACGGUGUACAAUGGGUGCCUGAAACACCAAAUGGUUUGUACCAGUAUUUCAUCAAGGUGGUCCCUACUAAAUACACCGACACUAGAGGUCGUACUGUCCAGUCAAAUCAGUAUUCUGUGACAGAGCAUUUUAGGGAUGCUGAGUCUCACUCUCCACCUGUUCCUGGAGUUUUCUUCUUUUAUGACAUUUCUCCAAUUAAGGUGACUUUGAAAGAGGAGCAUGAAACAUUUUUACACUUUAUGACCCAUAUUUGUGCAAUAAUUGGAGGUAUUUUCACAGUUGCGGGAAUAAUAGAUUCCUUCAUAUAUCAUGGUCAAAGAGCGAUCAAGAAAACAAUGUAAAUUGGACAAAGUAGCUGAUAUCUUUGCCAUUCCACAUGUGCUGCUCCAAAAUCCAGAAGGCUUCUGCAGGACUUGGGAAAUCAUUGAAUCAUUUUUUUUUUAAAUGAGGGUUAGAAAUCACAAAAUUAUGUGGCUGUUUUUACUUAGUGAGUAGGGUUAAUACUCCUAUUUUAUUCUGUCAAAUCAUGCUUCUUUUUUUCUUUUCAUUUUUUUGGUUCCCCUUCAGUUAGUGAUUUGUAGAUUUACAUGACAAUUUAUUUUCUUGGGAAUUAGAUUUAGUUUCAUACCUUAAUGGAAUCAAGGGUAAAACAAUCUUUGUAAAUGUGAUGCAAAUGUCCACUCAAAUUGCGAUAACUUGAAAAUUUCUGAA
Molecule: messenger RNA, 1621 nt
Organism: Quercus robur (English oak)
Lineage: Eukaryota; Viridiplantae; Streptophyta; Magnoliopsida; Fagales; Fagaceae
Exons: 13
Coding region: 112-1251 (379 amino acids)
Cellular component (GO): COPII-coated ER to Golgi transport vesicle; endoplasmic reticulum
Source: RefSeq, a predicted model, not a curated record